Molecule: messenger RNA, 10461 nt
Organism: Sander lucioperca (pikeperch)
Lineage: Eukaryota; Metazoa; Chordata; Actinopteri; Perciformes; Percidae
Gene: zbtb7a
Product: zinc finger and BTB domain containing 7a
Exons: 4
Coding region: 1043-2848 (601 amino acids)
Biological process (GO): regulation of transcription by RNA polymerase II
Molecular function (GO): DNA-binding transcription factor activity, RNA polymerase II-specific; RNA polymerase II cis-regulatory region sequence-specific DNA binding; protein binding
Source: RefSeq, a predicted model, not a curated record
UAUUUAUUUCUUUGUCUAUCUAAGAAACAUCUGAGGUUGCACAGGGUUAACAGUUUGUUCCUUUUGUAUUUAGGAAUGACUGGUAUGUGUCAGCCAAAGACAGAGAUACUUUGAAAGUGUAAUUUCUGCAGUACUUAGAUGAUACAUAUCAGGCAUGGUAACAACACUUUUACUAACUGCAACCACAGCCUGAUGUCAAUGUGUUUGUCAGUGAAUGACAAGCAAGUUGGGUGUGACUGCCUUGGCACGGAUAGUUAGAACGCGGCGCAUAGUCAUCUGAAGUAACAGCAAAACGCAAACUGCUUUACAGGAGACCGUUGUGGGUUGUUUCGUCCCUGAGGUGUAGUUUUGAUAUGUCCUUGCUGUGUGUCAGUAAAUAGGAAGGGCUAGAGGGACGUUACGGAUGAGAUGGAGUUGAUGAGGGUGGAUGGGAUGGGUUAGUCCUGUGUUGAAAUAGUUGUUUGACUUGCAAAGCAGGCCUAUGUGCUCUCGGACUGGGCAUUGAGAGAAGGCCCUUCCCUGGAAGUUGAACACCCGGGACACGGAUGGCUGCUUUGUGCUGGGUUGUGGGCCUUGUCACCCACAGGCAUGAAUUAGUGAUAAGGAAUGUUUCAAGCUAUGAGGAGGUGUCGGGAUCAGGUUUGUUGCACUGUUUCCUCUUUCUCAGUGCACUUUGCGGGGUUAUUCUGGGACAGGUGGCUCCUGCAUGCAGAGUAGUCCCUCCAUGCUUCGCUGGCACUGAAUUGCAUUUGUGUGUGUAUGUGUGUGUUUUAUCUCCUCUCAGCGUCUUUACCCUACAAAGCCGUGACCCGGGGUCAGCUAUAUGUACGGGAACGCGCUAUGCAAGCUUGCAGCAAAGCCUGGACUAGUGCAGGUGCUGUGUAUCUGUGUUAGAGAAAAGCAGGUUGACUCGGGUCUGGAUGGGCUCACAGAGAUCUAUUUCCACCUGUGAAGGGCAUGACCGACAGGCAGACGGACAGACGGCAGGACGGAUACACGGGUGGGGGCUGUGCUAGGUGGCUCGGCGGCAGGCUGGUGGAAGAUGUCGUCAGGAGCCGGUGGGAGGGGUGGCAGGCGGCUCAGGGGGACAGCAAGCAGCGGUGGUGGAGGAGGGAGAGGAGGGGCAGGAGAGGCAGAGGAAGGCCCAGUGGGGAUCCCUUUCCCUGAGCACAGCGCAGACAUCCUGGGCAGCCUGAACAAGCAGCGGCUCAGCGGCCUGCUGUGUGAUGUGCUCCUGGUUACGCAGGACCGGGAGUUCCCAGCUCACCGCUCCGUCCUGGCGUCAUGCAGCUCCUACUUCCACAAGCUCUUCACUUCAGGGGCCGCCGCUGACCAACAGAACAUCUACAACAUCGACUUUGUGGCAGCAGAAGCUCUGGGAUCGUUGCUGGACUUUGCCUACACAGCUACGUUGACAGUCAGUCACAGCAGUGUGGCUGAUAUCCUUGCUGCUGCGCGCCUCCUGGAAAUCCCACCUGUCCAGGACGUCUGUACACACCUGCUGGACACCAAAGUGCUCUCCCUGCCGACGGGCAGUGAGCGAAGAGAUGAAGAUGAAGAUGAGGAGGGGAAGGGCAGAGGAGGCAGGGAGCAGGGGAACCAAGUGCGGGCCAAGGAAUACCUGGAGUACUUCCAGAGAGGGGCGCACUGGAGCAGCAGUUGCAGCACGCCAGAGCUCAGGGACCUGCCCACACACCUGCACUUUAACCACGGGAAUGGGGGGGGCCCCAGCAACGGGACUCCUGCUGGCCCUGGUGAGUACUACUCCCCCCUGGCCCUCGCCUUGGCUCAGGCCCCCACACUGGAGCCAGAGGAAGAGGAUGAGGAUGAAGAGGAAGAUGAGGACGGGGAGGCGAUGCAGGGGAACGGAGCAAGUCUGGGGUCAUCUUACUACCCUCCAUCCCAAAAUGGGCACUUCUACCUCCCCUCUGAGUCUAGGCUGGGGCAGGAGACAGAGGUGGAGGAUGGAAGUAGAGAGGCGAGGGAGAGGGGUUCUGCCAGUGCCCUACUGCAGCAAAUGAUGGACUCCAUCGAGAGGCAGAAGGAGCGUGAAACAACCGGGGAGGAACAGGGCGAUGGGGAUGACCCCGACAUGGAAUUUUACUUGAAUUAUUUUAACAGCACGCAGCAUGAGGAUCCAGCCUCUGCUGCCAUGACACAGGGAGUGCCGCCGCUCUGGUUAUCACGGGGCAGAACAGGCCAAGACAGAGUAGGAGAAGGAGGAAGAGAGAGGGGCGGGGGAGAGAGAGGUAGCGGGGUCGGAGGAGGUGGAGGCGAGAGGAAGAUGCGCUCCAAGGCCUUCCAGAAAUGCCCCAUAUGUUCCAAGGUCAUUCAAGGAGCAGGCAAGCUACCCCGCCACAUCCGAACACACACGGGAGAGAAACCUUAUGAAUGCGCCAUCUGCAAAGUGCGCUUUACCAGGCAGGACAAGCUCAAGGUUCAUAUGCGAAAGCAUACAGGAGAGAAGCCUUACCUGUGUACACAAUGUGGAGCCGCCUUUGCUCACAACUACGACCUGAAGAACCACAUGCGCGUACACACCGGCCUGCGCCCCUAUCAGUGCUCAAGCUGCUUUAAGACUUUCGUGCGCUCGGAUCACCUGCACCGCCACCUCAAGAAGGACGGCUGCAACGGCAUCCCCUCUCGUCGAGGCCGAAAGCCUCGGGUGCGAGAGCCAGGGCUCCUUGAUGCCCCUCUGGGUCUGCUGAGCCCAAGCUCCGACACAGGCCCUGGGCCUCGUACCAUCAGGGGGCGGCGGCGAUCGGAGGCAUCCUCAGCAGCAGAGGUUGAGGGGGCUGCUGGAGCCCAUGCACACAGUCCUCAGCUGCAGGAGUUGGCAGGGCCCUGAGACUGCAGGGGCGACAAGGACACUGCUGGACACCAUAGUCACUCUGCACCGCCUGUGAGACAGGCCAGUGAACAGAGAGGAGAAAAAACACGCAAAGGCAAACUUUAAAAAAAACAACAACUAACUAUUCCUCCAAACCAAAUCAGGGUGUCACAAAAAAUCUAAUCUUUAUAUUUCUUUCUCCUUUUACUUUAGGAAAUGGAGUAGACUUGCAAGCACUUGAGUCGGUUUAUCUGUUAAAGAGCAAAGAACGCUUCAAAUCAUGCACCCAUGACGUCCACUUUCUGGGCCAUUUCUUUCUUUAUAAUAAUAGGGGUUUUAUACAUUGGCAUAUGUGCUUAGGCAAAUGUAUGAUAGAUACAAAAAAACUUGGAGCAACUAUGCAGUUGAUUUAGAUUUUUAUUGGUUUUGUCCUCACAGCCUUCAAAGCUCUAAGCAAGGUGUCUAUCAAGCACCUUCUGGCUGCUGUACGGGUGAAGCGAGGACAAAUCCUCCCAGUGAAAACAACUCUUUUUCUAUUCUUUUGCAGUUCUGAAAUGUACAGUUACCAUAGAAACAACAUUGCCACAAAAUGGCAUAUGCAAGAAAAACUCACCACAAUUUUGAUGCAACAGUUUUCGCUCUCUAAAUGUUCCAGAAAGAAUCAGACAAGGGUUUGAUUGAAGUGUUACUUACUCUAUAAAAAUGCAUUUUAAGAAUCUAUGGUUUGUCUUAUUGAAAAACAAAUUCAUGUUGAGUCAAAUCCACUUUAAUGGGGGCUCUUCAGUUGCAGGACUAGGGAAUAUGAGGGGUGGAGGGUUUGUGUUUUUAAAGCACUACCAUCGUCAAUGUAUCUGUUGGCUUGACUACUUUGCCUCUUAUCCCUCAGAACCCUGCAAUUUCAGCAUUUCUGUUUUCCCUUUAGAUUUUGUCUUAAUUUUUUGUCGUUCCUUUUUGUUGACUGCUUCGGGUACUUGACACUUUAUAAUUGUAUACAUGUAUAUACAGCAGGUGGUGAUAUUGACAUUAGUCCCCUCUUAAUGCUGAGGUGUACUUACCAAUCCUCUUAGGCUUGAUGUCAUAUUUCUCACAGAGUGAAGCUUGUGGGUGGGCGAAAAAACCUGUAUGAAUGUUUGAUGGGAAAAAAAAAAAACAUUGAGUCACCCAUUUGCCCUAAACUUAACACUUGACUUGUAUAGUUCCUGCCCAAAGGAUGAGAAGGUUGAAUGAAUGAAUGUGCUUAACUUUGUGCAGUUUUUCGGAAUCUGUCCUUGUGUGACAAGGCGCGGGUAGCAUUUAACCAACUGCAGGUUAAAGGAAUGGCAGGGAGCCCGAGUGAGAGAAUGACAAAGAGUACGAAGAAGAGAUAGAUGAGCACCUUUUUUUUUUUUUCUAUGUUUGCACAGCUUUACUAAAGAUAUCCAACAGAGCGAGAGAGAGAGGUAUAUUUAAAGGAAGUGGGCUGGUGUUGGGGAGGGAGUGAGAGGAGGUUUAUGUAUCAUGCUUAUUCCAAUCUUUUUUGCCCUAGGGACCACAAACCAUGAGGCAACCUGUAUGAUGAAGAGAGCAAUAAAUACCUGUCCAAGUUGGGAGGCCAAAUAGGAGCGCAGCUGCAGCUGGUUGAUGGGGGAGGGGAACAAGGGAAGGGGAGGGGGAUCUCACAAUGUCUGUUGCAUUCCAAAAAAUAAUCUCCCCAGCUCAGCCACGUUUCCAGGCAGGAGGGGAUCAAAUCAGGCCUUUUCUCUCCCUCUCUCUCCCUCUGUAUUCCUCUAAUGCCCCUGAACUAGCCUAAAGGGGAUAUUAUUAUAUUAGAACCUGGUGUUACUGUGGGUAGGACGCCUGGUGCUGGCAGUUUAGUUUGCGAGUGUGUUUAUAUGUACGUGUGUUUGUGUAUGUGUGUGUGUGUGUGUGUGUGUGUGUGUGUGGCAGCCAGGGUCGCUCUGGCCACAUCAUCAGUGUGUGAGUCAGCCACAGCCUGUUCAAACAUGCACCCUGAGCUGCCAGCCCCAAUGCACUUUCUCUGUCUCACACACACACACACACACACACUCGGCUCACUGGGCCCAGGUAUCCUGUAGAGAAUGGGAAAACACCAGAGCUGACAUAUCUGUUUGAAUAUUGCAAGUGACUCCAUACAUCUGGAUUUGUUAGUCUUAAAAUAUCCAAGUUUUGUUAUUGUGAUCCAAAUCCAAUGUUAUUUUUGUGUGUCACCGCCACCCUGUAAUUUCUGCAGUAGUGCUAUAGUUCAUCUAUCAGUCCUUUGCACCUUAAUUGGAAAGAGGCAGGCUAUGAAUGCACUUUGUUACUGAGGAGGGCACUUUUGUCAAGAAAACGGGUACUUUCAAACAAACCAGUUGCAAAUGAGUUCAAUCCUUUCUUCUGUCCAUGGUGGUGAAGUUGAGCUCCUCCACUGGUUUGGUUCAGGUUUUGACGACCAAGCUGCCAAAAAAAAAACAGAGUUCAGAUCUCUGAAAGACACCGGGUGGGUUUCCGAUACAAACGUUGAGUUUUGUGACCUUAAGACUAAAUCAAUCCAUGUAGCUGAUCGCACUUGAAGUUAGUUGUUGCUGAAAUCUAGCAGAGUUGUCUGUAUGUCUUAAUGUAAAGGAAGCGGCUAGAAGGAGGCAGACGAAGAAGAAAGGGCGUUGGGUGUGUGUAUGUAUGCAUGCAUUUUCUUUUCGUGCAUGUGCACAAGCAUGUGUUGCAGGCUGGAGGGUCUCGGGACAGGCUUGGAUAAACAAACUUUGGUCUGCCCCAUCUGUUCACCAGCUACUCUCAUAACUACACGUGUUCUCCGAGGAGCCACAGUGAAAAAUGGGUCCACGGUACCACAGAAGCAAAAAUACCAUAUUGUAAAACAACUCAUUGGACAGUUGCUUGUUUACUUCACAGCUCUCUUGGUGCAGAUUUGCAUACCUUUUUGUUUACCCUUGUUGGUGAUUGUCAGGGGUUGGCUAGGUCUUGAUAGUUUUAGUUUCUAUUUUUGCUUCUCUGUUAUGACAAAGAUGGGGUUUAUUAAUUCGCAGUUUGACUCCCACAGGCAGACCAAUGCAAGCUGGGUGUGUGAUCUUCAUGUAGUGUACUUCAUGUACUUGGUAUGGCCCACUUAAUCAAUUUUGUGUUGAUGUGACAAGAUGUCAGACCUGUUUGCCAUCUUAAACACUUUCUUUGGACCUUAAUAUUUCCCCAUAAGUCUUACGUUGUUUUGUUGAUUAACCAAAGCUUUUGCCCUCAAUCUUAGUCUACUGUAGACUAGAGAUGUUGAAAUUAUGUCUAUAAUUUAACCCGACUGGGCCUCCCUGACUUAGCCACACACAGAUGCCCUCCUCUUGAAUAGAUAUGCAGAAAUGUGUGUGAAAUCAUACAGAUAUUUACUUGAGUUUGCUUUCUCUUGCUCUUUGUAUCCUUGUGGGCAAUAGAAACAGAGGUUUAAGGAUGUAUAGUUUAUUUCUGUCUGUCUACACUUGUUUUCUUAAAAUAACUUGUUGUGCUACAUUUUUUUUCUAACUAUUUUACAUGGCUGUGUGUGUGUGUGUGUGUGUGUGUGUGUGUGUAUGCGUGCGUGUGUGUGGGUUGGGGUCAUGGUUUUGGGUUGCUGUGCCAGGAGGGUGGGGUAAAUGGGUGCUUGGGUGGGAUUAUGGAUAUAAAGCCUGAUAGCACUGGAAAUGGUGCUUUAGCUGAGAGAGCAAAAGUUUGCACUAAUGUUAAAUGUCCUUGUCCUGCUUAUGGGAGAAGGGCAGGCGACCUCAGAAAGGCCUGCGAGUUUCCAUGAGCACAGAGCAGUGUGGUUAAUCAAUGGUCUCUUAAAGAGUCCAUCCAACCCCUCCAUAGAAAUAAUCAUGUACAGUAUAUUAAGAAAUAUACAGACGUCCAACAACAACAAAUACCAAAGGAGAACAAAUGGCUUGCAUUCAAGUCAUUGGACAUUUUAAGCUACCAAGUUGGAUUAAUAAGUUUUGUAGGCUCUUGAAUAGAGAACUUUUGAUGGACACUAGAAACGGUGUGAUUACAGCUCUUCAUAUUAAGAAAUAUUCCAAAUAUACCACAUUGAGGCACUUAGAAAGUUCAAAGCCUCACCGAAAUCAUUUGAAACAUUUGAGUUUGUCCUUGUCUGAUGGCUGAGAUGUACUGUGUGCAGGUGCCAGAUAUAUUAAAUCCAGUUCUUUUUCAAUUUUGCAGAUGGGAUCUUUAUCAACAUUUGUCUCAUGUUCAGUCAACUGAUGAAUAAUGAUAAUGAAAUAUAUUGGUUUUGUUGAACACUGUUAUUUUGAUAAUUGCUGAACUGGAUGUUUUCAGUUUACUUUCCGAAAAGAUUGAAUUGAAUUGAAAUGUUCUGUAAUUGAAGCAGACUGGGACUUUGUGGCCUUGGCUGAGCAGCACUAAGCUUGUUUGUUUUUUAAUGUUUCCAGACAGUUGUAUUGUGCAGUGUGGGGCUGAGGCUCACUCCCACCAGGUUGACAAUGCUAACAUCAAGGGCCACAGUGUGCCUUAUGUGGGCAGGAACUGACAAAACUCACAACUUUGUCUUUUUUUUUAACCAUAAGCACUUUUCUUCCCAUAUUUUAAAAACCAAAUUGUAAAAGCUGAUUGCUUGGUACUAAAAUUGAUCAUUUAGUUUAAGCUUUACUUGAAUGAAUAUUUAUUUUUUAAUAUAUUUUAUAAUAAUGUCUCUGUACUGGCCACUACUUCAGAGCUUUGUCUCUGUCAGCCUCUAUGGAUCCACAACUGGUGUGUCCCCAGCCUCAGCCCCAGACCAAGGUUGCUCUGACCCAGGCUACACUGAGACAGUCUCAGAACUUUAUUGCAAGUGUUUUUCCAAAUUGACCUUGAUAUGUUUAUUUUUAUUUUUUUGCCUAUGCCGUUAUCAAAGGGUUUUUGUGAAUCUAUCUGAGAAGGCCAUAAAACAAAGACAACCAACAACUAUGAUAACAAUUUAUAACUGUAAAUAAUCAAGCGAAGCAGGACAGGAUGACUGUUAAUAUUGAGAUUUGUGGCGGCAGACGGGGGAUUAUUUGCUUUGCUUCGUCAUUUUACUGCACACCUGAUUUAUUUUAUUUUUUUGCGUUUUCCAUCAGGCUCUUGAUGCACAGCAAGCUGAGCGCAGCAUAUGCAGUACGGCACUAUGCGCAGCAUGGCUCUGGCACUUACACAGACAGCCCUGGGUCCUUCAGAGAGGCAGGCUGGUGUCUGUUGGCUGCUCUCAGCCAAGUGGGGACAGUUUGCACUUGGAGUCUCUCUCAGUCUCUGGGGAUACAAAGGUUGACAUACAGGGAGGAGGAUUAAAUACGGGUGGUAGGGGAAAGCAGGAUGUUUUUUGUUUUUUUCAGGGAUGAGGUUAGAAAGCCCAGGUGAUGGACUAUUUGCUGAGCAAUGGUUCCAGUGUUGGUCCUCUUUAGCUGGUAGGAAUUGCAUGGCCACAGUAUAAUAAUUUUAAUACACCACAGAUUUCACAUUGGGGAAUGGCAACAAUGUGAAUGUUGCUGAUCUCUUUUGUCUAUAUGUAAGUACUACUCAGGUGGAAAAUACACUGCUAUGCAUUGGAUUUCAGUGUCUGCUAAGUUUAUGGUAUGUCUACUCACCCUCCAAGUUACUUCUCUGUAUUUGCCUUUCUUGUUCAUACCAAUAUUUAACAUAAUAGUUCCCAGAAAGAUAAAAGCAGGAACAGUACCCUCGUUAAAAAUGUGGCUGUGACCAGCCUAUUUCUCCAUCUAAUAUUGAUCCAGCGAAUUGUUUGUUAGAGGGAAGGAAGCCACUGGAGAUUGGGGGUAGGGGGGGUGGUAUGUUCUCCUACUCUCUUCUCCCAACGCUCUCCCUCUCUCCGGACUCAGAGUCUACAUCUUUGCUGCCGACUGGGCUUUGAUCAAAGAUCACACACCCUUAGUCGGGGAAUCGAAAGGAGGGAGAGGGGAUUGGAUGAGGUACAGAGGAAGAGACUGUUUCAGUUUUCCGUCACCUAAACUAAUUUAGGAUACAUUCCAUAACUUCAUACUGUGACUCCCACUUUGGAGUUUUUGGCAGGUGUAAAGGAUGUGUGUUGCAGACGGCAGGAGGAAAUAGUCAACAUUUUGCAGUUGGCAGAUUCAGUCAGUCUGUCUAGCCUCACUAUCCCUCCACAGUGUGACACACAGACAUGUAGACAGACAGUUAAAAGGCCCCGUGGUGUACCGCUGUCCAACUGCCUUUUUUUCAGCUUCUGCGAUUGUAACAAAAGCACUUUGCGAAAGGCCAUCCUGAAUUUUGUGUGCUCUUAUUUUAUGGUUAUCACUAUUGUUAUUAAUUUGUUGUUCUUGUUGAUAUUUUCUCAGUGGAGAUGAUUAUUUAAAACAAAACAAAAAACAAUUUGAUGAAAAUAAAAAUGAAAAAACUUGAAUAUUUGGUAUCUGGAUUGAAGGUGGUUUGAGCUGCCACCAUAUCUGGACAUAAACAAACACUUCUCUGUUGUACCACCACCAUACCUGUUAUAUGCAGCCUAUUGCAUAGUCACACAAAGGUGGGGGGGGGGGCACUGGACAGACCUCCCCCUACCUGCUCUCUGCUUACUGUCUUAGAUCUUGUUGGGAGAAAGGUCAUUUGAUCUCAUUUUGGGAGACUCCUUUUCUUGAAAAAGAAACCUGUAUAACAGUUGCAAAGCUUUCUGAGAAGGCUGGCUGUGCUGAAUGUUAAACAUGCAGUGUUGUAUCUACUGCAGAAUCUUUUUGUCUGCAAUAACGCCCUGUCUGUAGUUAAAUGCUGGAUCUGGUAUCCAUAAAGAGCUUAAAUGAUUAUGAAAGACAGAUGAAAUGGCCAAACGACCAUCAUGCACUUUUGCAAAUCAGUACAGAUUUUUUUUUUUUUUUGGCCUUAACAUCUUUAUCAAAUCAACAUUACGACGCAGUGAAGUGUAAAGAAUAUUGAUCAUGAAAAACGUUUAAUAAAUCUAUAGUUCAGUAAAUGUCUUGACUUGGGAGAGAAAGAAAUGGGCUACUAUUUAUAAUAGAUUGAUUUGUAACUGUGAUUAUUAUGAUAAUCCUUUACAGAGGGUUUUUUUCUGAUGUACAUUUAAAAUGGCAGAAUAUGUCCCAGUUCUCAAACCUUGAUAUUAAUUGUAAAUGCACACAAUACCCUUAGGCAGAAAACUGUUGCUCCACUUCUUCCUUGUUGCACAUUUGACCCCACCCCAAUGUUUCGCAACAAGUGUAUCUCAAAGGCAGAGCACCUGCUGUGGCAUCACUAAUUGAAUGGAGCGUGGCCAGAAAGUGCAACGCCAUUGAGCGUUUUAACCCGCAGAGGGCAGCAGCUGUUUUCUUCCCCAUGUGAUUCAGUGUGGGUUUACUUUUUUAAAUAACCCCUUUCUCUUCACAAAGUUUUUUUCUUAGCUUAGCAGUCUGUUAGUCCAUAUCUGUUGAAAGCUGCAGGGGGGGGGGGGGGGGGCUAUAGGUGAUUUUUGGAGAAUUUGCACUUUUUGGCGAUGAAAAGAAAUUGUAUUGUAUAUGAGACCACUAAAUCCACACAAUCUAAACCAUAUAAUUCCAUUUUGUGUCAUUUUUUUUUUUUGUUCUGUUCUUUUUUUUAAUAUAUCCAAAAAUGUCUGGCAUCUGGUUGUCUGGUUUAAAGAAUAUAAAAUCUUUCUAUUAAAAACAAUGGUUGCAAAGCUU